AUGCGAACAUUGGACAGUGGAAUUGGGACCAUCCCCCUUCCUGAAUCCUGCUCCUUCUUCUCCUCCUUCCUGCACCUCCUCCCUAAGUCCUCAUCCACCCCGGAGCAGGUCCUGAGCCCCCCCGGCGUCCCGGGCGGCCCCGCUCCCCUCCCCCGCUGGAGAGUCCCGUCCGGAUCCAGGGACCAAGCGGGGAUGCCCAGUUCUCUGUCCGAUUCAUCCGUGCCCCUCCUUCAGUCAGUGCCUUUCCCCCAUGUGGCCUUCCUCCAGCCUGCCGCCCCGCCCCCCGAACCCAGAGUGACUGCAGUGUGCGAGCCCCACAGCCGCCUGCCCCGCCCACAAUCAGGGGACAUGGAACCAAAGAAGAUGAACUAUGUCAAAUCCAAACCAAGGCCCACUCCAAGUCAACAGAAAGAACAGAGCCGACUGCAGCUCGCCAACUAGUUUGUCCUGAAACUGAUCCCACAGUUGAAGACUCUGC
Molecule: messenger RNA, 478 nt
Organism: Periophthalmus magnuspinnatus
Lineage: Eukaryota; Metazoa; Chordata; Actinopteri; Gobiiformes; Gobiidae
Exons: 3
Coding region: 1-441 (146 amino acids)
Biological process (GO): microtubule depolymerization; microtubule bundle formation
Cellular component (GO): microtubule plus-end
Source: RefSeq, a predicted model, not a curated record